Messenger RNA from Eutrema salsugineum, 891 nucleotides. RefSeq names its product HVA22-like protein d. The transcript is spliced from 4 exons. The record is from RefSeq and is a predicted model, not a curated record. The coding region runs from base 209 to 631 and encodes 140 amino acids. Lineage: Eukaryota; Viridiplantae; Streptophyta; Magnoliopsida; Brassicales; Brassicaceae.
GUGUGAACCAACUGUAGCAAACCGUACAAAUUCUCCACAGAUAUUUUUCUAUAAAAUUAGGCUCUUCCUUUCAUGUAUCUUUGUCGUGUUCUCUCAGAGAAAAAUUAAAGAGCCUCGAAGAUUCCACAGAGUUGUCUCUCUCUCUCUCUGUCUCUCACUCUUGCAGAUUUUAGCUUCUGAAAAUUUCACAGCCCUAAACAAAGAAAAGAUGAGCAAAUUCUGGACUUUCCUCACUGCUCUUCAUUCAGGCGCUGGGCCCCUGGUGAUGCUGCUGUAUCCAUUGUACGCAUCGGUGGUAGCAAUGGAGAGCGCGACGAAAGUAGACGAUGAACAGUGGCUAGCGUACUGGAUCAUAUACUCGUUCCUGACACUAUCGGAGCUGAUUCUGCAAUCGCUGCUUGAGUGGAUUCCAAUCUGGUACUCUGUGAAACUCGUGUUCAUCGCUUGGCUUGUUCUUCCUCAGUUCCAAGGAGCCGCUUUUAUCUACAACCGUUUGGUCAGAGAACAGUUCAAGAAACACGGCGUCUUCCGCUCCUCUUCCCACCAUUCCAAGCACAACAACAAGCCCAGCCUCCUCCAAUCCAUUUUCCCCCAUCGGGAGGGACAUGGACACGAGGCUCACUCUCACUGACGCAAAAAAAAUGAGGAGUAAGUUGACGUAAGAAGCUUUGCCGAAGUAUUGUAAUGGAGUUUGUGGUGGUCCCUGUCAUGUCUAAAGUCUAAUCUCACUUUUGCUUUUGUUUUAUUUUAUAUUUAUAAAAAAUGUGUUUGGGAAUGAUGACUGAUGAGGAGUGUAAUCGUAUUAAAUUAGAGAUGGGAUCUAGACUUGUUGUUGUAUCGCUUCGCUUCCACGCGUAUUAGGAAGUAUUUAAUCUCUAAUGUAAUUCUAAG